AUGUCUCCAUCUACGGAUAGCGCGGCCUCGCAAUGGCUAGAGCAGCUGGCUGCCAUGCGAGCGGCUAUCGCAGAUCUGAAGCUACCUGCAGCGAACGGGGAUGCCGAUAGCUAUAAACCUCCCAACGACCUGGACUCGGACAACAAUGUCGUAUCACCUGGAUCGCCACUCGAUGAUAUCUGGGAUUUGAUCAGCGAGGAUGAGGAGGAGUUCAGUGACGAAAGUGUCUCUCCAGAGCGUCCCUCUAGUGUUGAAAAUGUGGUGGCGAGUGUUGGCUCGCAGGACUGGUUGACCAGGGGUUGUGAGGCUGUAGCUCGCAGUGGAGGUGGUCUCGAUGCUACUUCACUGCAAGAGCAUAUAUCGGCAGUAUUGGCAUCAGACAGCAGCGAUGAUGAGCUCCAGAUGACGCUGGCGGAUGUCGUUGGCUUCGACCAUUUAGACCUGGUCUCCGAGAUCAUUGAACAUCGCAAGCAAUUACUCAAGCAGCCCAGCAAACCAGCGUCCGGCCUCUUAACCAAAGCAGAACGGGAUGCUCGUCUCCGUCAAGCCGAUGCUAAGCAUAAGAGCGCCAACCUUUCCGCCGCUCAGAAUCGUUCUGGUGAGGAGUAUCCACACGUCUACCGCGCGCACGAAGCUGGCAACACUCUGUCCUCGCACGGUAAGAGAUACACACUUCCUAUGGGAAGUGAGCGGAUCGAGAAGGAAAGGUAUGAAGAGUACAGCAUACCCGCCACCAAAGUCGGCACACUUGCCCGACAGCAAAAGUUGGUAGAAAUAUCAGAUCUUGAUGGUCUUUGCAAACGAACAUUCAAGGGCUACAAAGCACUCAACCGCAUGCAAAGUUUGGUGUAUCCUGUCGCAUACCAGACGAGCGAGAACAUGCUCAUCUGUGCUCCCACAGGUGCAGGUAAGACGGAUGCCGCUAUGCUCACCAUCCUUAACACGGUGGCAAAGAAUAUUCACCCCAGCCCCGUGGAUCAUCCAGAGGCCACAGAAUUCGUAGUUCAGAAGGAUGAUUUCAAGGUUGUCUAUGUUGCUCCUAUGAAGGCACUAGCCGCUGAGAUCACCGACAAGCUGAGCAAGCGUCUGGCCUGGCUCGGGAUCCAAGUCCGCGAGUUGACUGGAGAUAUGCAGCUCACAAAGGCCGAGAUUGUGCAGACUCAGAUUAUCGUCACGACUCCGGAGAAGUGGGAUGUGGUUACUCGGAAGAGCACUGGCGAUACAGAGCUCGUGCAGAAAGUGCGUUUGCUCAUCAUUGAUGAGGUACACAUGCUCCACGACGAACGUGGUGCCGUGCUGGAGUCCCUAGUGGCAAGAACAGAGAGGCAAGUAGAGAGCACCCAAUCUCUCAUCCGCAUCGUUGGCCUAAGCGCUACCCUCCCCAACUACGUCGACGUCGCCGAUUUUCUCAAAGUAAAUCGCAUGGCCGGCCUCUUCUACUUUGACGGCUCCUUCCGCCCUGUCCCACUUGAACAGCACUUUCUGGGCGUCAAAGGCAAGCCAGGCUCAAAGGCAAGCAGAGAGAAUGUCGAUCGUACCGCUUUCGAGAAAGUCAAGGAACAGCUUGAGCAGGGACAUCAGACUAUGGUGUUUGUGCACAGCCGGAAGGAUACGGUAAAGACUGCUAGGAUGUUGCUUGAGAUGGCGCAGGAAGAGGGGUUGAACGAUCUUUUCGAUCCGACGGGACAUGAGGGGUAUAGCAAUGCUGUGAGGGACGUCAAGCAGUCGAAGGGAAAGGAGAUCAGGGAGUUAGUCGCGAAGGGACUGGGUACUCACCACGCUGGUAUGCCACGAUCUGAUCGAAACUUGGUUGAACGACUAUUUGGCGAGGGUGUGCUCAAGGUGCUUUGCUGUACUGCAACCCUGGCCUGGGGUGUGAACUUGCCAGCAGCAGCUGUAGUCAUCAAAGGCACUCAGCUCUACAGCGCUGAAGCAGGUAAGUUCGUUGAUCUGGGCAUCCUUGACGUCUUGCAGAUCUUCGGCCGCGCUGGUCGACCUCAGUUUCAGGACACUGGUAUCGGCAUGAUCAUCACGACUCAGGACAAGCUUCAGCAUUACUUGACUGCUGUGACACAGCAGCAGCCCAUCGAGUCGCAAUUUAGUCGCAAGAUGGUGGACAAUCUGAAUGCUGAGAUUGCUUUGGGUACUGUGACGAGUGUGCCGGAAGCAAUCACCUGGCUUGGAUACAGCUACUUGUUUGUUCGGAUGCGUCGCAACCCCAUAGCUUACGGUAUCGAUUGGAGCGAGAUCCAGAACGAUCCGAAUCUGGUUCAGCGACGACGAGAACUUAUCGUAAAAGCCGCACGGAUUCUGCAGCAGAGCCAGAUGAUCAUCUUCAAUGAGACAACCGAAGAGCUGCGAGCUAAAGACGUCGGACGUAUCGCAUCACAAUUCUAUGUCCUGCAGACCAGCAUCGAGAUCUUUAACACCAUGAUGAGACCUCAUGCUACAGAAGCCGACACACUCAAGAUGAUCGCUAUGUCGGGCGAAUUCGACAACAUCCAAUCCCGCGACACGGAAGAAAAAGAACUCAUGCGCCUGAAAGAAGAGGCAGCACCUUGCGACAUCGAAGGAGGCAUCGGCACUCAACAAGGCAAAACCAACGUCCUCCUCCAAUCCUACAUCUCCAAAGCUAAUCUCGAGGAUUUCACUUUGGUCAGCGAUACCGCCUAUGUCGCACAGAACGCAGCCAGGAUCUGUCGGGCCUUGUUCAUGAUAGCGCUCAAUCGGCGUUGGGGUUAUCAGUGUUUGGUCUUGUUGAGUAUGUGUAAGAGCAUCGAGAAGAGAGUCUGGGCGUAUGAGCAUCCCUUCAGACAAUUUGACCUACCGCAAGCGGUGUUGAAGAAUCUCGAUGAGAAGGGGAGUUCGGCUAGUAUUGACUCCCUGCGCGACAUGGAGCCGGCGGAGAUUGGAAGUCUGGUCCAUAAUCAGCGGAUGGGGACGACGAUUGCGAAGUUGCUGGAUAAUUUCCCGACCUUGACUGUUGAGGCAGAGAUUGCACCUCUUAAUCGCGAUGUUCUGAGGGUCAAGCUAUUUGUUACGCCGGACUUCAGGUGGAAUGAUCGGCAUCAUGGGAAGAGCGAGAGCUAUUGGAUCUGGGUGGAGAACGGCGAAACGAGUGAGAUCUAUCAUCAUGAAUUCUUCAUUCUCAGCAGAAGGAAGUUGUAUGAUGAUCAUGAGCUGAACUUCACGAUACCACUGAGCGAUCCGCUGCCCAGUCAGAUCUAUGUUCGAGCUGUCAGCGAUCGAUGGUUGGGCGCUGAGACAGUGACGCCGGUCAGCUUUCAGCAUCUCAUCCGUCCGGACACGGAGAGCGUGUACACCGACCUCCUUAACUUGCAACCUCUGCCAGUGAAAGCACUGAAGAACCCUCUCCUCGAAGAAAUCUAUGGCCAGCGCUUCGAAUUCUUUAAUCCCAUGCAGACACAGCUCUUCCACUGCAUGUACCACACUCCCGCCAACGUCCUCUUGGGCAGUCCGACAGGAUCAGGCAAGACGAUUGCUUGCGAGUUAGCGAUGUGGUGGGCUUUCCGGGAGAAGCCGGGGAGUAAAGUCGUCUACAUCGCUCCCAUGAAGGCUCUCGUGCGCGAGCGUGUCAAGGACUGGGAGAAACGGCUCACCAGACAAAUGGGGCUCAAGCUUGUAGAGCUGACGGGUGAUAACACACCGGAUACGAGGACGAUUAGGGAUGCAGAUAUAAUUGUCACGACGCCGGAGAAGUGGGAUGGCAUCAGUCGUAGCUGGCAGACGAGGAGUUAUGUUCAGCAAGUCAGCCUCGUCAUCAUCGAUGAGAUCCAUUUACUUGGUGGUGAUCGAGGACCGAUUCUGGAGAUUAUCGUGAGUCGGAUGAACUACAUCGCUAGUCAGAAAAAGGGUUCUGUGAGGCUGGUGGGCAUGUCGACUGCUUGCGCUAAUGCUAUGGAUCUUGCCAACUGGCUCGGGGUAAAGGAGGGUCUGUUCAACUUCCGGCACUCCGUGAGACCUGUUCCGUUGGAGAUCUUCAUCGAUGGGUUUCCGCAACAGAGGGGGUUUUGCCCACUAAUGCAGAGCAUGAAUCGGCCGACUUUCCUGGCGAUCAAAUCGCAUUCGCCUGACAAGCCCGUUAUCGUCUUCGUGGCGUCUCGGCGACAAACGAGGCUCACGGCUCGCGAUCUUAUCAACUUCUGUGGUAUGGAGGAUAACCCACGACGGUUCGUGCGCAUGUCUGAGGAGGAUCUGGCGCUGAACCUGUCUCGUGUCAAGGAUGAGGCGCUCAGAGAGGCUUUGAGUUUCGGUAUCGGUCUGCAUCAUGCUGGGCUCGUGGAGUCGGAUCGCCAGCUUGCGGAGGAGUUGUUCGCGAAUAACAAGACUCAGAUUCUUGUUGCUACUUCGACGCUGGCCUGGGGUGUCAAUUUGCCUGCUCAUCUUGUUGUUGUCAAGGGCACGCAGUUCUUCGAUGCCAAAAUUGAGGGCUACAAAGAUAUGGAUCUGACGGAUGUGCUGCAGAUGCUCGGUCGUGCUGGAAGGCCUCAGUUCGAUACUUCUGGUAUUGCGAGGAUCUUUACGCAGGAGAGCAAGAAGGCUUUCUACAAGCAUUUUCUGCAUACUGGAUUUCCUGUUGAGAGCAGCCUGCACAACGUCCUGGACAAUCACUUGGGCGCUGAAGUGAGCGCAGAAACGAUUGCCACGAAGCAGGAUGCGCUGGACUACUUGACCUGGACGUUCUUCUUCCGCCGGUUGCACAAGAAUCCUUCGUACUAUGGUCUGGAGAUUUCGGCAGAGGAGAACAACACUACCGCCGCACAGCAGGCUGCAAGCGACUACAUGAUCGAAAUGGUGGACAAGUCGCUCGGCGAGCUGGCAGAGUCGCAGUGCUUGAUGCUGCACAGCAAUGGCGAUGUCGAUCCCACACCGUUGGGCAAGAUCAUGAGUUACUACUACUUGGCUCACAAGACGAUUCGCAUGCUUACCAAACAUGCCAAGCCUACUGCUACUUUCGAGGAUGUUUUGAGCUGGAUGUGCAGAGCGACUGAGUACGAUGAGCUCCCUGUCCGCCAUAACGAAGAUCUGAUCAAUGUUGAGCUGUCAAAUAAUCUACCAUUGAAGGCUGAGACAUUCGGUCUACCAAUGUGGGAUCCGCACGUCAAGGCCUUCUUACUGCUGCAGGCGUAUUUCGAGCGUGUCGAGCUACCCAUCAGUGAUUAUGUGGGUGACCAGAACUCUGUACUGGACCAAGCGAUCCGUAUCAUCCAGGCUAGCAUCGACGUCCUCACCGAGAUGGGUCAUCUGCAGAGUUGUCUAAUGAUGAUUACGCUGCUGCAGUGUAUCAAGAGUGCACGAUGGCCUGAGGACGGUCCACUAGCCAUCUUUCCUGGUGUUGAGAUUGAGAAGGAGAAGUCCAGGCAGGGCAAACCCAGUAACUUGAUUGAAGCUACAACCUUGCCACGGAACGAAAUGGCUACAGCAUUGAAGAAGCUCGGUCUACCCGAGGUAUCCCAUGCUCGAGUCUUCAAGGCUCUUGGACAGCUGCCCCAGCUCAGAGUAGGCGUAGCAGAUGUCAAUGCUCUAGGGCUGACAGUCACACUCGCACGCCAGAACCCGGUGCAGAACCGCGAGAACCAUAUCUUUGCGCCCAAGUACCCGAAGCCGCAAACCGAAGGCUACUUCGUCAUUGUCUCGGAUGCUGCGAAUGGCGAUAUCAUGGGCCUGAAGCGUGUGAGCUGGCCUUCGGCAGACAAGAGUAGAGGUGGCAACCCUGGCAGACCGGCCACAAAGGCGAAUAUCAAACUGCCCGGUAGUGCUGUGGAGCGGAAGAUGAAGGUACUGGUCGUUAGUGAUAGUUAUAUAGGAAUGGAGUGGAGGAUGGAUGAGAUUGAGGUGCCUGCUCCGCCCAUGGUUGUGGAUGAUGGUUUGAAGAAGGAGGCAAAGGCACAGGACAUCGAUGUGCUUAACACGGCUAUACAAAGUCUUGCGCUCGGCACGACUGGUACCACAGAAGGCACAAAGGCUCUCGAAAGCCUGGCCCAAAGCAGCCGAACAGACCUCGAGAAGAGAGCGCAACUAGCACAACCAGAAGUCAUUCGGACUCUUAUCACGGCCAUCGAUGCUGGACUUGAUCACUCCGUCGAGGUAGCAGAGCUUGGGCUUCGCUGUAUCGGCAAUGCCUGCAUCGACAAUGACGACGCACGAACCACUGUCACGCAAUCUGGCUUUUCUUGGGCUUCUCCGUGUCUAGCUUCUGGAGAUACAGGCCUGGCGUGGCUCACAGUGAAGGUUCUCUACAAUAUCUGCUCGGACCACGAUGGAGCACAACAACAAUGCUACCGAGAUUACAUCCAUUACCCUCUGAUACGACUAUACACCAACACCGACUUGGUAAGGGAAGAAGAUAGAUCGCUACUUACUGAUCUCCUCUUCUGGAUAUCAGGCCAGCGAGACGGACUUUCGGAUGGCGCUCCAGACCCGAUUCUGCAGGAGAUUCUGGUCAACCUCGUGUCCCUGCCCAUUGUCCAUGGCAGUGUUGUGGAUACGGAGGACCUAGCCACGUUGCUUGAAAUUACCUUGACAUUCAUCCGAGAUUCUGCGGUGCAAGACCAGCUUGUGGAGAGUAAAUUGGUGAAGUCCGUUUGGCAGGAGUUUAUGUAUUGCGAGAAGCGCUCGCAGGAGAGCUCUGAGGCACACGAAGUGCUUAGACCUCUGUCAUCGAGUUUGCUAUGGUGUCUCAGCGACAUUGCUGCCAACGAGAACUUUUCGCAGCAGUACGAUCUGGAGGAUGGCCUUAUCGUGCAUCUAUGCAACAUCAUAAGAACUGGGCAGACAGGUCCUGAUGGUUCUGCAGGAGAACCAUCGUCCAUGGAACAGAGAGCGGAGCAUACCAGCGACCGUUGUAUGGCUGCUGCAUGUCAGGUCAUUGGUAAUUUGAUCCGGAAGCUGGAUGAGGGCAUCGUCGCAGAGCUUACCAUCAAGCGAAAGCUACACGAGGAGCUGUGGCAGCGUCUUACCACGCCGGAGGAUGACAGUGAUCAUGAUAUCGAGCAUUCAAUAGCUGGCUUACUUGUACAGCUAAGCAGACCAUCCGCGGAGGUGCGAGAUACUAUGGGCAGAGACACAAAUGCACAUGAUGCUCUCGCAAGACUUUGUCAAAGUCAGACACCGCAGAUCAAGCAAGAUGGCGUAAGGCUUCUCAGAGCACUCGGAAAAGAUUGCUCAAGCAAUCAAGAACGAUUUGGGAGAUUAGCGGCGGAGGCAAUGAUGGACGACAGCCAACAAGAUGCUCCUAUGCUAGACGCUCCGGCAUGA
Recurvomyces mirabilis is the source of this 7278-nucleotide messenger RNA. It is a transcript of the gene mug81, whose product is annotated as putative steryl acetyl hydrolase mug81. The record is from RefSeq and is a predicted model, not a curated record. The transcript is spliced from 2 exons. Bases 1 to 7278 code for a protein of 2425 amino acids. NCBI's taxonomy places the organism in Eukaryota, Fungi, Ascomycota, Dothideomycetes, Mycosphaerellales, Teratosphaeriaceae. Gene Ontology annotation, molecular function: ATP binding; ATP hydrolysis activity; nucleic acid binding.